AUGUCCGAAAAGCUCCCUCCCUCAUCCUCGUCCUCCCCCUCCGCCGUCGCCACCCUCUCCCCCCUCAACCGCGUCCUCUCCCCUCCCCUCAACCUCCUCCCGCCCAACACCCCACCGCACCUCUUCCCCUCCGCCGUCUCCUACUUCAACUCCCUCCCCUGGUGCGCCGCCCUCAUCAACGACCACAGCCCCUCCGCGGGCCGCCUCCCCGGCCACGGACAAGCCAUCGCCUUUAUCCCGCAGUGCUUCAACCCCGUCAGCGCGCGGCACGACCAGUUCGUCGGACGGACCCUCUCCCACGGGCAUCCCGACGCCGGGUCCCAUUCUUCUGGCUCUUCUGAAGGCGAGGGGGAGGGUCGUACGAGGGGCCCACCAAUCCGGCACCUGCUCUCGCUGUUUCGACCCGCCGACGACACGGAGCUGCGCGACCCCUCGCGGCCCAUCCUCCGCGUCGCGACGCUCUUUGCCCUCGGCGACGGCACGUCGGGCUACGAGGGCAUCGUGCACGGCGGCCUCACAGCCACGAUCCUGGACGAGAGCCUCGGCGUCGUCAACGAGCUCAACACUGCGCUCGGCAAGGAGGGCAGCCUCUUCUCCGCGAGCAGCGUCACUGCGUCUCUCAGCGUAAAGUUCCUCGCCCCGGUGGCGACGGCGGAGAAGGCCAUCUGCGUCACGUCCUGGGUCGAGGGGAUGCAGGGGCGGAAAACCAUCAUGAAGGCAGAGGUCACCAACGGAAAAGGCGAGAAGCUUGCCGUGGCGGAGAGCGUCUGGGUAGCCGUCAAGCCCCGGUUGUGA
Purpureocillium lilacinum is the source of this 795-nucleotide messenger RNA. RefSeq lists its product as uncharacterized. The record is from RefSeq and is a predicted model, not a curated record. Lineage: Eukaryota; Fungi; Ascomycota; Sordariomycetes; Hypocreales; Ophiocordycipitaceae.